UUCUUUCUCCAUCACCCAAUUCCUUCUACAUUCUUUUCCAUUCCUUAUUCUCAAUGGCCGGUCAAGUUCCUCGUCCAUGGUUCCGUUUGGGCUCUAUGACCCGACCAACAACCGCCACAACCACCGCUCCAGUCACCGACCAACCGCGACCUGUCCCCCCUCGGAUCCGCCCGCCCUUAAUCCGAACCUCCUCCUUGACGGAGCUUGCAGAACCCACCACCCCCCAGCAAUCUGCCAAAUCGCCGCCGCAGUUACCUCGCCUAGCCCCACUAACCCCUCAGCCGAAAAAGGAAGCGUCGCCACCGCCACCGCCCCCGCCUUUGACCCGACCUGUUGUUACGUCCACUGCAGCGCCAAAACCCAGUAGCCCCAAGGGAAAAAGUCAUUCGCUUGGAGGGUCUCCGCCGCGCAAUGGCUCGUUUGAUAAAGAAAGUAAUAAACAUCCCACCCCAGCUCCGUCUCCUUCUAUUCCCAAGUCUAUUCCGGCCGUUCCAUCGCCUUAUCAGUCGCCGAAGCCGAAGCCUAAAGCCACCGCUUCGCCCCCGUCGCCGCUUGUUUUACCACCGCCGCAGUUGCAGUUUGUCGCCGAGCCUAGACCUGAGACCAUUCCUCAAGAGGUAGAACGAAAGACGGUUGUUUUCCAAAAAGUGAUGGAGAAGCCUUCACCGCCCGAUCACGAUAUCAAUAACUACAAUUCCCAAGCAUCUGGAUUUGGCAAAAAUGGGAAGAAACAUGAUGACAAUCAAGACAAGGGAAAUGGAGCCAAGAAACCGUUCGUGUCGUCCGGUGAUAAAGACUCGAGCACAAGAGUUAUAACAAUGGCAGGAGAAAACAGAGGAGCUUCCAUGGAAGUAGUUCUCUCAGACAAAAACAACAACAGCCGCCAUCUUCAAAUAAAUCAAAGCGACAACGGAGACACCACCAACGAUUCUAAAGACAACAAAAGUAACAAGAAAUCAACGGCGUGUCGAAGUGCAUGGCCAAUGAAAGCUUUCUUUAACAGCAAUGUUCAAGGGAUUAACAAUUCAAUUCUGAUGGACUCCAAAUUCACCCACCACGACCCUGGGAUUCAUCUUGUCUUCUCCAAGAUGCCGCCGCCAUCUGCCCAUCAGGAAGACGGCGGACAAUAACCAAGUUGUCUUUGUUUCCUUUGAUUUGUGUCUCUAAGUUCACUAUCAUCUGUGUUUAUUUCUUUAAUUUUAUCCAUAUGUUUCUUUGACAGAAUAAAAUAUGGGAGUUAAUUGGGUGUUAUAGGGUGAAAAUUCUGGUUUGUUAAAGUCUAGAGUAAGGCAUAUUUAAUAAAAUGUUAUGACUUUUGUUCAU
This is a messenger RNA of Cucurbita moschata (crookneck pumpkin), 1323 nucleotides long. RefSeq names its product extensin-like. The record is from RefSeq and is a predicted model, not a curated record. The transcript has 2 exons. NCBI's taxonomy places the organism in Eukaryota, Viridiplantae, Streptophyta, Magnoliopsida, Cucurbitales, Cucurbitaceae. Bases 54 to 1130 code for a protein of 358 amino acids.